Molecule: messenger RNA, 1889 nt
Organism: Panicum virgatum (switchgrass)
Lineage: Eukaryota; Viridiplantae; Streptophyta; Magnoliopsida; Poales; Poaceae
Product: catalase isozyme 3-like
Exons: 3
Coding region: 144-1625 (493 amino acids)
Biological process (GO): hydrogen peroxide catabolic process; response to hydrogen peroxide
Cellular component (GO): cytoplasm; peroxisome; plasma membrane
Molecular function (GO): catalase activity; heme binding
Source: RefSeq, a predicted model, not a curated record
CGACCUCACCGGGAGGUGGCGGCACCGCUCGCCUCGCCGCUAUUUAAGCGGCAGAUCAGCUGGGAGAGUGAGCAAGGCACACUCUUCUACUCCUCUCCUGCUGCAGUCCCACUCCUACACUCCACUCACAGCAAGCUCUAGCCAUGGAUCCCACCAAGUUCCGGCCGUCGAGCUCGCACGACGGCGGCGUGACGACGACCAACGCCGGCGCUCCUGUGUGGAACGACAACGAGGCCCUGACGGUGGGCCCCCGCGGGCCCAUCCUGCUGGAGGACUACCACCUGAUCGAGAAGGUGGCCCACUUCGCCCGCGAGCGCAUCCCGGAGCGCGUCGUCCACGCGCGCGGCGCCUCCGCCAAGGGCUUCUUCGAGUGCACCCACGACGUGUCGGACCUGACCUGCGCCGACUUCCUCCGCGGCCCCGGCGCCCGCACGCCGGUGAUCGUGCGCUUCUCCACGGUGAUCCACGAGCGCGGCAGCCCGGAGACGAUCCGCGACCCGCGCGGGUUCGCCGUCAAGUUCUACACGCGGGAGGGCAACUGGGACCUGCUCGGCAACAACUUCCCCGUCUUCUUCAUCCGCGACGGCAUCAAGUUCCCCGACGUGAUCCACGCCUUCAAGCCCAACCCCAGGUCGCACGUGCAGGAGUACUGGCGCGUCUUCGACUUCCUCUCGCACCACCCGGAGAGCCUCCACACCUUCUUCUUCCUCUUCGACGACGUCGGCGUGCCCGCCGACUACCGCCACAUGGAGGGCUUCGGCGUCAACACCUACACCUUCGUCAACAAAGCCGGCAAGGCCAGCUACGUCAAGUUCCACUGGAAGCCCACCUGCGGGGUGCGCUGCAUCCGCACCGACGAGGAGGCGGCGCUCGUCGGGGGGCGCAACCACAGCCACGCCACGCAGGACCUCUACGACUCCAUCGCCGCGGGCAGCUUCCCGGAGUGGCAGCUGCUGGUGCAGGUGAUGGACCCGGACACAGAGGACCAGUACGACUUCGACCCGCUGGACGACACCAAGACGUGGCCCGAGGACCUGCUGCCGCUGCGGCCGGUGGGGCGGCUGGUGCUGGACCGGAACGUGGACAACUUCUUCAACGAGAACGAGCAGCUGGCGUUCGGCCCCGGGCUGGUGGUGCCGGGGAUCUACUACUCGGACGACAAGAUGCUGCAGUGCCGGGUGUUCGCGUACGCCGACACGCAGCGCUACCGGCUGGGGCCCAACUACCUGAUGCUGCCCGUGAACGCGCCGCGGUGCGCGCACCACAACAACCACUACGACGGCGCCAUGAACUUCAUGCACCGGGACGAGGAGGUGGACUACUACCCGUCCAGGCACGCGCCGCUGCGGCAGGCGCCGCCGGUGCCGGUGCCGCCGAGGCCGCUGGCGGGGAGGAGGGAGAAGGCCACCAUCAGGAAGCCCAACGACUUCCAGCAGCCCGGGGAGAGGUACCGGUCCUGGGACGCCGACAGGCAGGAGCGGUUCGUCCGGAGGUUCGCCGACUCGCUGGGGCACCCAAAGGUCAGCCAGGAGCUGAGAUCGAUCUGGAUCGACCUGCUCUCGAAGUGCGACGCGUCGCUGGGGAAGAAGAUCGCCACCCGCCUCAACGUCAAGCCAAGCAUGUGAAGAUAUAUGGAGUCCGGCCGUCCUCUCCUCUCCUUAUCCAGCGAGCAAUAACACGAGCCAGCGGCAGGACACCAGAGAUAGAUUGAUAGAUGUUGAUCAUCAUCAGGCUGCAUGCGUGUGUGUCAGUCAAGUUUAUUCGUUACAUCUGCAUGCUAUAUAUAUUCCUAUGUAUGUCACAUAUAUAUGUAUAUACAUACGCAUGUACUACUCUACUCUACUACAUAUAUACCUGAAUGCAUGUAUCGACGAUGAACAUUACUGCUA